AUGUCUUUCUCGAGCAAAAAAGGUCCUCUGAGUAGUCAUCUCGAAGAAGCUGUGAUGGAGAGUGCCUCGGAGACGAAGACAAGAAAGGUGCGAAGAGGAACCCGCAGUUGCUGGGAGUGCAGGCGAAGCAAGAUGAAGUGCACCUUUGCGUUAUCCACAGAUAAGGCCUGUACUCGCUGUCAGCGCCGCGGGGCUAAAUGUGUCAGUCAAGAGUUUCCGGAGCAGGUCUCUUCUUCUAUGGACAGAAGUCUUCAGAUGGGUGAUCGUAUCGUAAGAGUCGAGGCUUUGGUGGAACAGCUUCUUGCGCAAGGAUCUAAAGAGUCAGGUUCCGGAUAUCCAUCGGCUCAAAAGAGUAAUGACACCGUUGGUAUGAGUAUUUUGAGCGAUAACUCUCAGCCUGAGAUAUCAUCAGCUGAGAAAGCCCCGGGAGGCCAAAAAGAUAUGAAGAAAAUAUCACAGAGUCUAUACGAUGCUUUGCCAAUUUCUCGCGACAUUGAGAUGAUCAUCAAAGGGAACGGUAACACGUCGACCUUCUUUUAUCAAAUGCUCGUUACACCAUAUGACCGUCUUGACAGAAACAAGACUCUGGAGGAUGUAUUCAGCAUACCAUCUCCGAGAGCCCAUCCCGUUCUGAUAGCAAGACUCAUGCUCCACAUUUUUUAUGGGGAAAUAGAAGGGUUGUCGGAGGCUCCUCAAGAUAUGAAGAACCGACUCGUGGACGUUGCUUUAACUUUCAUCUCGGCAAACGACGAGCUCAUAAGCUGCGUUGAAGGUUUAGAUGCCUUGAUGGUAGGGAGCUGGUACCAAGCUAAUGAUGGAAGACUGAGAAAGGGCCUUAUAACCAUCAGGAGAGCCAUGACCAUUGCGCAACUCAUGGGCUUUCACCGAUCAGGAAGUCUGGCCAAGUGCGAUGCUGUUGAUGAGAAAACGAGAGCAUACCCGGAAGUGAUCUGGUUUCGCAUUCUAUCCAUUGAGCGAUACAUCUGCCUGAUGCUAGGCCUUCCACAAGCUAGCUUGGACAAAAGCAUGGCUUCGGAUUCCGUACUCGCCAAAGACACGCCAAUGAGCCGCCUCGACCGAAUCCACUGCGCGAUAACAUCUCGAGUCCUGGAACGAAAUCAAUCAGAUCCAAGUCCUCAGGAUUACACUCUAACUCGGGAAUUGGAUGGAGAGCUCCAAAAGGCAGCAGCAUACCUUCCAUCCAGGUGGUGGCUCAUACCGAAUCUUGCAAAUACUGCAGCUGAUCCGGAGGGGAUGUUUUGGGACAUGCGACGGAUAUUUCACCAGCUGUUCCACUACAACCUUCUCAUUCAUAUUCAUCUGCCUUACAUUCUGUGCCCUUCCGCGGAUGGCCAAAAACACGAAUAUUCUAGAAUAACUUGUGUCAACGCGGCUCGCGAGGUGCUUUCUCGCUUUCUCAUGUUCCAAAGCUUCAACCGGAUCGCAUUUUGCUGCCGAACGGUGAACUACUUCUGCUUGGCAGCGGCUAUGACCCUACUACUUGCCCAUAUCGAUGGACGGAAGCGCUCGCCCGCCUUCAACCAUGCACAAGGGCUAGGUCAGCAAAUGUCGAUAGCUGAGAGCCUGUUGGCACAUCAGCGACCUAGUGACCGUGCUCUAGUCGAGCAGGCACAAGAAAGCAUGGAGGAAAUUAGCCGACUCUAUGGAGAUGCACUGAGUGUACAGACUGCUGAUUUGUUACGGCGACUAAUGGAGGUUGAGUCUGAAGUAGCUUCGGGUCAGUCAUGUCGAGUUGAAGGCUCCGACCAGAAGCCCCCUGGAGACAACGAAAUGAGAACUACAGAUAACGGUGGCGUGUUACAAAUCUCGAUGCCUCACUUCGGCUCCAUCAACAUCACUCGCGAGGGCGUUGUAUCGAAGGAUAGUCAAAGAAUUCCAAAAAGCCAAGCCCAAUCGAUGCAUGGGGCCAAGCGCAAUAUCCCAUUCGAUCCAGAAAUGGGCAAUAAGAUGCCCAAAAAGGCCAUGGACCGGGAAACCACCCAAUCUUUUACGAAGAGAACAGACUCUCUCUCGCGGGAUAUUCCAGCAUCAACAUCUACAGAUCCAGCCGAUUUUCCAGCUCAAGGGCAUCAGGCAUUUAACGACAUUUCUCAGGUGCCCUUGCAGGAGGUUGAAAACAAUGUGAAUAUUUGGGGAGUUGAUGAGUGGGCCUUUGAGGGCAUUGACUUGGCCUUUUUUGAUACGCUAAUGAGAGGCGCUGGCGAGGAUACGACGGACUGGCCGGCAUGGAUGAACGACUCCUAG
Messenger RNA from Penicillium chermesinum, 2265 nucleotides. RefSeq lists its product as uncharacterized. Bases 1 to 2265 code for a protein of 754 amino acids. Gene Ontology annotation, molecular function: zinc ion binding; DNA-binding transcription factor activity, RNA polymerase II-specific. Gene Ontology annotation, biological process: regulation of DNA-templated transcription. NCBI's taxonomy places the organism in Eukaryota, Fungi, Ascomycota, Eurotiomycetes, Eurotiales, Aspergillaceae. The record is from RefSeq and is a predicted model, not a curated record. The transcript is spliced from 2 exons.